AUGUUGUCGCGGCCGCUGGGAGUUUUCGGUGCCCUCAGCUCGUUUGGUGCUUUGGUACCGCUUUCAGCGAGAGCUGGGACAACUGGGUGGAUCAACAGCGGGACGCCGGAAGGCGUUCCAGAGGAGUAUGACUGUGCCAUCCGCGAACUCGUCUGGCAGCAGGGCCAGAAACUUCUGCCAGCGCGGGGGUCCUUCCGCAGCCUUUUCGAGGCGAUGCAGUUACAGAACUGCAAUCGGACCACGCCAAGCGACGAGGAUCACUGGCAGCCUCCAAGGUAUCCAGCGCCUUCGGAUGCCAUCUUCGUAGACGGCAGGGGGCAGGACCACCACCCCGGGACUUUGCAGCUACCAGUGAGGUCACUCCAAGCCGCCCUGGAGAUUGCUGCUGGUCUGUCUUCGAAGCCGGUGAUCGUGCUUCGAGAGGGCACUUACUACGUGAAUGCCACCUUACAAAUCUCCAAGGAGAAGUUCAUCCAGGGGCUGCAGAUCCAGAACUACCCGGGCGAACACGCAGUGCUGAGUGGGGGACGCCCCCUAAACAUCCCUAAAGCUGCCUGGAGCAAUGUUCGGAAAGAGACAGGCUGGAGGCGUUACACUGGUUGGAACAACAUUUUUGGGUUGGUGCCCAAGCCAAAACAGAGCGCUGACUGUUGCCUCUUCCUCGGUACUUUCCAGUCCUUGCAAGACUGUGAAAACGCUGCCGCCGAUCAUUCAAGUUAUGUAUGGCAUGAAUCCGCCGACCCUGCUUGGCUUCACACAUGUUAUGGUAUGAAAGACCCAUUUGGAUUCCAUCCGGUCUCGCAGAACGGGACAAUCACAGGCCGUCGCAUGAUGACGAACCUUUGGCGAGCGGACCUUUCUGCAUUAAACUUGGAUAUCGGCCCGGAGGGUUUUCCUGGGCUUCGCUUGAACGGAGAGCGAGCAAUCCGCGCUAAGUAUCCGGACGGUGCUCCGGAGCGUACCGGGCAAUGGCUGUAUGGUGCUGGCCAGUCAAUGGGCGGUGGAGACUAUGUCAAUGCAUUCAUCCGUGAUGGCUUCACAUCUUGGACACCUCCACGGCAGCGCCCACCAUCCAGGGACAUGGCCGUCAGCAGCAGCGACUGGCCCGGGGUGGAAUGGCCCAUGACUUCUCCCGAUGGGUCCAAAAUUUGGACAGGCGAGGGCGACUUCGGAAAGUUCUAUAUCGGAGUGGGGGGAACAUGCGACGAUGUCAAGCCCUCUGCCGGGUAUUGGUGCGGGGCCCACCCACCAAGAGGCAUCAUAACACACAACUCGCCUUCCGGAAUCGACAAGGCAUCGACGGUCCUGCCACACUUUCAGAACUACACAAGCUUGAGCACCAAGCCUGUGAUCAACGCAUGGCGGGGUGGCGGGCGGUGGUUCUCCUGGCAGUUCUUGGUGGACGAAGUCCGUGGAGAGUCCAUGGUCUUCUCCGCUCAUCGUGGUGGAAAUCAGGGUGGUGAGGGAGUGAAAACUGGAGGGCAAUGGUGGAUCGAGAACGUGCUGGAGGAGUGCGAUGCUCCCAACGAGUUCUUCUAUGACCAUCAAAGCCGGAUGCUCUACUUCUCCUUCAACGGCACGAACACAGAGCCUGACGGCACCGAGCAGUGGGUCCUGCCCGUCACGCAAGUACUUCUCAAUAUCACCAGCUCUGACAGCAGUCUACGCGGUGUCGAAGUUCGGGAUUCCAUGCUGACCUACCUGGAACCUCACGGCCUGCCAUCAGGGGGCGACUGGGCCUUGGAGCGCCUGGCCGCCAUCGUCAUCCGCGAUGCGUCGAACGUGACGGUGGCGGACAGUCUGCUCACCAAGUUGGAUGGGAACGGUAUCUUCCUGGAUGGUGCCGUGAAAAAUGCGAGCUUGACGGGCAACGAGUUUUCUUAUAUAGGAAGUUCAGCUAUGGCUGCUUGGGGAUACACAGGAGAUUGCUUGAAUGAGAACUGCUCUUUGACGCUGCCAAAGGGCACUUUGAUGGGGCCGGACGGGCGCGGCAUGCGGGUGCCACACGGGACUCUGGUGAAGUCGAACCUUGUGCGUGAGAUUGGGAUCUGGCAGAAGCAAUCCUCUAUGUGGUUUCAAGCUGUGACUGCAGAGACCCAGCUUAUCGGCAACGUGCACUUCAAUGGCCCUCGCGCCGGGAUCAACUUCAACGACGGAUUUGGUGGAGGUGAUUUAAUCGAAGGAAAUGUGAUUGGGAACUGUGUGCGUGAGUCUGGCGAUCAUGGGCCAUACAACAGCUGGGAUCGCGUCCCCUACAUUACGACUCUUCGAACCGGUCGGCCGUCCAUCAUACCGAAACAAAGACACAUCACCAGGAAUCUGUGGCUCGGCACGUACAGCACACAGGAGGGUGUGGACACAGACGAUGGCUCCUCGUACCUUUUGCAAGACUUCAAUGUCUUUGCAUAUGGUACGAAUGGACUGAAAAACGAUUUUGGAGGCCACGACAAUCACCAAAUCAACAACAUGUACCUUUUCAUUAGCAAUGCCUGGUUUGCUGGAACAGGAUUGUUACCCGAUGGAACGGGCAAUAAUGAUGCCUUCACCAACAAUCGAUGUCUUCUGAAAGUUGGUGGCAGAUAUCAGUCGGACUGCGGCCACAACGCGAAGGGCUUCAUUACCCAUGACAACACCGUCUACACCAAGGAUGGUGCGACGAAGGUGUGCGGUGGCCACGACCUGAACGAUUAUGUGAGGCAUUCAGGAUUUGACCAUGGAUCCUCGGUGACGGUCUGGCCUGGCGUUGAAGAGCUCAAGGCGUCAGCAAACGAACUGCUGAAUGGGAAGGCAGAGACUCCAUCGACUGUCUUUGUCUGA
Messenger RNA from Symbiodinium sp. CCMP2456, 2817 nucleotides. The record is from the annotation of a GenBank genome assembly. NCBI's taxonomy places the organism in Eukaryota, Dinophyceae, Suessiales, Symbiodiniaceae.